Molecule: messenger RNA, 881 nt
Organism: Hylaeus anthracinus
Lineage: Eukaryota; Metazoa; Arthropoda; Insecta; Hymenoptera; Colletidae
Product: dTTP/UTP pyrophosphatase
Exons: 4
Coding region: 176-796 (206 amino acids)
Molecular function (GO): nucleoside triphosphate diphosphatase activity
Source: RefSeq, a predicted model, not a curated record
GUUAGAUUCACUAAUAAAAGUUAAUAACACUAACGCGUCACGUGCGUGCAAGAGCAUUUAAUUUUGUACGCAUACCACGAAUGCAAACAAUAAAUACGUGUUAAAAUUUAUGCAAGAAAGUUUGAAAGUUUAAAAUUCCUUUUAUUCAACGUUCUAUUAAUUCAUUAGAGAAAAGAUGUUGCAACAAACAAUGCAAACUUUAACAGCAGGCAGAAUUGUCUUAGCUAGUGGAUCUCCAAGACGCUAUGAAAUAAUUAAAAAAUUGGGUAUAAAUGUGGAAGUAGUGGCCUCUGUGUAUGAUGAGAAUUUGGACCGAUGUGCAUAUAAAAAUAAUGGAGAAUAUGUUCAAGAUCUAGCAAAGUAUAAAGUACAAGAAGUGUACGACAGAUUAAAAGGAGAUCCUGUGCCACCUUCUUUAAUAAUUGGUGCAGACACUUUGGUCGCAAUGGGUGAUACUAUUUAUGGCAAACCAAAGAAUGAGUCGCAGGCCUUUGAAAUGUUGUCAAGUUUAGCAAAUAAAGAACAUACAGUUUACACAGGAGUGUGUUUAAAAACACCCAAAAAAGAAAUAAAUUUCUAUGAGUCUGCAAAGGUAAAAUUUGGAGACAUAUCAAAAGAACAAAUACAAAUGUACAUACAAUCAGGAGAACCUAUGGAUAAAGCAGGAGCAUACGGUGUACAAGGACUUGGUGGGUGUUUAGUUGAAAAAAUUAAUGGUGAUUUUUAUUGUGUAAUGGGAAUGCCUUUAUACGCGACGACAAAACGUUUAAAUGAACUUUUUUCGAAUAAUACAUAAUACAUACAAAAUGUAGUUAACUUUUGUAAUAAAUAUUAAAUAAUCUAUUUUGUAAUAAAUGUUUAUAAGACAAAUGGUUCACACA